Messenger RNA from Protopolystoma xenopodis, 432 nucleotides. NCBI's taxonomy places the organism in Eukaryota, Metazoa, Platyhelminthes, Monogenea, Polystomatidea, Polystomatidae. The record is from the annotation of a GenBank genome assembly.
AUGGGCUUCAGGCCGGGACUCCGCUUCAUGAAUGAGAGUUCCUCUGGACAUCACAAUAAUGCUCAAUUGCUGGGCUGCCGGCCAGAAACAGUUGGGGAAGCGCUGAUUCGGCAGUUGCCGCUCCUUCAUCGGGCCUCUGGACCUAGGGAGUUUGUCAUCACGCUUCAGCACCAGGGCUGCCCCACGUCCCAACUUUGGACUACGGAACAUAAACACUAUUGUCCUUACGUGGUGCAGUACCAUUGUCAGGUGGCCUGUAAGAAAACGCUCUCAGGCUUGGACCGCUCUUUGCGGGCCUGGAGCGUUCUGGGCGACCACUCAAGUAAGCUAGUCGCCCUUCGGGACCGACAAUCAAGACAUACAUCAGCCUUUAUGUCUAUCGAGCUCAAUGAAAAGAUCCAAAUUCGAGUGGGCGCUAAGCUGCAGAAAUGA